Balaenoptera ricei (Rice's whale) is the source of this 315-nucleotide messenger RNA. Its product is annotated as small ribosomal subunit protein eS24-like. The coding region runs from base 1 to 315 and encodes 104 amino acids. Gene Ontology annotation, biological process: translation. Lineage: Eukaryota; Metazoa; Chordata; Mammalia; Artiodactyla; Balaenopteridae. The transcript has a single exon. Gene Ontology annotation, molecular function: structural constituent of ribosome. Gene Ontology annotation, cellular component: ribosome. The record is from RefSeq and is a predicted model, not a curated record.
AUGAACAACACAGUAACUAUCCGGACCAGGAAGUUCAUGACCACCCAACUACUUCAGCGGGAACAAGUGGUCACUGAUGUCCUUCAUCCUGGGAAGGCAACAGUACCUAAGACAGAAAUUUGGGGAACACUAGCCAAAAUGUACAAGACCACACCAAACGUCAUCUUUGUGUUUGGGUUCAGAACCCAUUUUGGUGAUGGCAAGACAACUGGCCUUGGCAUGAUUUACGAUUCCUUGGGUCACGCGAAGAAGGAUGAGCCCAAACACAGGCUUGCAAGACAUGGCCUGUACGAGAAGACCUCAAGAAAGCAGUGA